Molecule: messenger RNA, 2066 nt
Organism: Ochotona princeps (American pika)
Lineage: Eukaryota; Metazoa; Chordata; Mammalia; Lagomorpha; Ochotonidae
Gene: UBE2R2
Product: ubiquitin conjugating enzyme E2 R2
Exons: 5
Coding region: 225-941 (238 amino acids)
Biological process (GO): protein polyubiquitination; ubiquitin-dependent protein catabolic process
Molecular function (GO): ubiquitin conjugating enzyme activity
Source: RefSeq, a predicted model, not a curated record
CUCACCCCCUGCCCCCAUCCGGCCGGAGUGUGAAGAGGAGGGCCCGGCCCAGCCCGCGUCGCGUGUGAGGAGGACCCCGGGCGGGCCCGCGGGCCGAGCGAGGCCUGAUCCGGCCCGCCGUGUGUGUGUGCGGCCCGGCUCGAGGGCGAGCGGAGGGGAGGGGCCUGGUCGGGCCCGGCCGGUGCGUGAGGACUGGGGCCCCGGCCCGCACGGCCGCCGCCGCGAUGGCCCAGCAGCAGAUGACCAGCUCGCAGAAGGCCCUGAUGCUGGAGCUGAAAUCCCUGCAGGAGGAACCGGUGGAGGGCUUCCGGAUCACCCUGGUGGAUGAGUCGGACCUCUACAACUGGGAGGUGGCCAUCUUCGGACCCCCCAACACCCUCUACGAAGGCGGCUACUUCAAGGCACAUAUUAAAUUUCCUAUUGACUAUCCAUAUUCACCUCCUACCUUCAGAUUCUUGACCAAAAUGUGGCACCCCAACAUUUAUGAGAAUGGAGAUGUAUGCAUUUCGAUUCUUCAUCCGCCUGUAGAUGACCCACAGAGUGGAGAACUGCCCUCUGAGAGGUGGAACCCUACUCAGAAUGUGAGGACUAUCCUGUUAAGUGUAAUCUCACUGCUUAAUGAGCCUAACACCUUCUCUCCAGCCAAUGUGGAUGCCUCGGUUAUGUUCAGGAAAUGGAGGGAUAGUAAAGGAAAAGACAAGGAAUAUGCUGAAAUCAUUAGGAAACAGGUUUCAGCCACUAAGGCCGAAGCAGAGAAGGAUGGAGUAAAGGUCCCCACAACCCUGGCGGAAUACUGCAUCAAAACUAAAGUGCCUUCCAAUGACAACAGCUCAGAUUUGCUUUAUGACGACUUGUACGACGAUGACAUCGAUGAUGAAGAUGAGGAGGAGGAAGAUGCCGACUGUUAUGAUGAUGAUGAUUCUGGGAAUGAGGAAUCGUGACGUGCUCCUUCAGUGCCCCUGCACUGCCCUGCCUUCUCAGGCCAAAGGGAGGGGAGCAAGUGGGGACCUAGCAGAGGCCCCUCAGCAAAAACCUAUUCACAGGGGGUGGGAAACACACAGCUCCUGCUGACUCCCCAUAUGGAUCUCAGUUUGCUCCUUUUUAUGGACCUUUAAUGGAGAGAAAAAUACCCUCCACAGAAUGUCUGAAUUCUUGCAUUCUUUACCCUUCCAUCACUGUAUUGAUUCUUUUUUUUUUUUUUUUUUUUAUGACAGCAACCCAAACUCUCACCUCACAUCGUCUACAGAAUGUUCACAGCAAAACACGUUUGGUCUGUUUUUAGAUUCUUGAAAAAUUAAAUAGUCUUUCAAGAUGUUUAAUGUGUUUAAAGCUGGGAACCCAUUUGGAGUUCACAAAUGCUGCAUAUACUGCAAAAGAAAAUGAAAAAAAAAAAAAAAACCCCACAAACUUUAAAGAAAAGCAAAUUUGCCAAGGUUUAGCUGCAUUUACAUUAGUGUGUGCAUUCGUUCAGCCCCAUGGUGGCGAACAUUACUUCUUUUCCUUCCCAAGGCUGGGAUGCAGCAGGUGUCAGGGACUCAGUGCUAAGUCGAAGCCUCACGCAACGUGCUCCUUUCGCCUCCCUGAAACCAUCUUAACAUGGAAGUCUCAGCUACUCUGAGGAAAGGAAAUAGAUUUUGUUUUUUGAAAUCGAUUGGGAUCUAAAGCCUGAAAUAAAUAUUCAUACUUUACAUAGAACUGAGCACUUGGUUGCUAUUUAUUUUAAAGGCAGGGUUAUUUUUUUUUCCCACCAGGGUGUGGGGCGAGUGGGGAGGAUAUGGGAAUUAGUGUGUGGAUUUGUAGUGAUGGGAACAAUUAAGAAAUAACUAUGCCAAUGCUGGUUGUUGCUGCUGGAGGCAAAGCCAACACUACUGCUGCCCACUGCUGGGAGAGGAGACACCUGUCGUACACAUCCCACUGCCUUCCCUCCAGAACUACUCUCAUGGGGUUUGGUUUGUUUAAGUAGACACUUUUAAUUACUCAGUAUUAAUCCUAGGUGCAUGUGUUAAGAUUUUGGUUUCCAUUGAGCUGCUUAUACCAAUAGCGAUAAAUGUGGAUGUGAGACAUGA